AUGCUGGUAGUGGGAUUGACAGGUGGGAUCGCUUGUGGUAAGAGCACAGUGUCGAGAAGACUCAGAGACAAAUACAAACUACCCAUUGUUGAUGCGGACAAGAUUGCUAGACAAGUGGUCGAACCAGGACAGAAUGCUUAUGAUCAAAUUGUGUUAUACUUCAAGGACAAAAUACCGAAUUUAUUAUUGGAGGAUGGGCAUUUAAAUCGUGAAGCCCUAGGGAAAUGGGUUUUUAGUCAUAAAGAAGAUUUGCAAGCCUUGAAUGGGAUAACACAUCCUGCAAUCAGGUAUGCAAUGUUCAAAGAAAUUGGCUACUAUUACUUGAAGGGAUAUAGAAUGUGUGUAUUGGAUGUGCCACUCUUAUUUGAAGGAAAUCUGGAUUCAAUAUGCGGAGUGACUGUAAGCGUAAUUUGUACGCAAGAAUUGCAACUAGAAAGAUUAAUGACAAGAAAUCCUGAACUUAGUGAAGAAGAUGCAAAAAACAGGCUAAAUAGUCAAAUGAGCACUGAAGAAAGGAUGGCAAGAUCUGACUAUAUCCUACAAAAUAACAGCACAUUGGUUGACUUAUACGAACAGAUUGAAAGUGUUGUAAAAAAAAUCCAACCUAGUAAAUUAAGAACUGUUUUGGAGUAUUUCCCACCUUUUGGGGCCGUAAGUGCCAGUAGCAUCGUCAUGUCCAGAUUACUGAUGAAAAAACUUCAAAAUAAAAAGUCUUCAGCGGUAUAA
Saccharomyces cerevisiae S288C is the source of this 726-nucleotide messenger RNA. RefSeq names its product putative dephospho-CoA kinase (gene CAB5). The transcript has a single exon. Gene Ontology annotation, molecular function: ATP binding; dephospho-CoA kinase activity. The coding region runs from base 1 to 726 and encodes 241 amino acids. The record is from RefSeq and is marked reviewed. Gene Ontology annotation, biological process: coenzyme A biosynthetic process. Lineage: Eukaryota; Fungi; Ascomycota; Saccharomycetes; Saccharomycetales; Saccharomycetaceae. Gene Ontology annotation, cellular component: endoplasmic reticulum; cytoplasm; nucleus.